AGAGAGAGAGAGAGAGGGAUAGAGACAGAAAGAGAGAGAGAGACAGGGAGAGAGAGGAAACAGGAAAAAGGAACUUCUACUCCCAGUGCCUGGACAGAGCAGAGCUGAGAGGGUGAAAGGGGGUGUGGAGGGUCGAGAGAGAAAGAGAGAGAGAGAAAGCGAGAGAGAGAGUUCCAGCUCUUCACUCAGGGAGGAGGGAUGUUUUCAGAGGUUUGUUUCUGACUCUGUUUCUCUGGGCUCUCUGAGCUCUGAAGCUCUGCUCUGGAUGUGGACGUGCUGCCCCGUGUCCCGCGCCCCCGGUGGCCCCCUGUCCCGCCGCCGGGGGUACACGCCUCACCCCUCCGGCUCCGUCACGCUCUGUCUGCUCAGCUAUCUCCUCACAGGCAGUGCUCUGGACAUCUCAGACCUCACCCUGAUAAACCCAGACCCCGUGGUCUCCUCAGGGGACGCCUCUCUGUACUGUGUGAGCAGCGACUGGACGCCCACUAGCUCAUCUUCCCUCAGUCUGGGGCGGGACUUCCCCCGGUCCGAACCAGAGAUUCCCACCCCCACUGUGGACAAGACAUACCGAUCCUCCACCAAGGUCACAUGGAGGACACGCCACAACGUCUUCGGAGCGUUCUUCUGCCAGACCAAAAACUCGGGCAGCGGCAAAGUCUACACUUAUAAAAUGCUGAAUGAAGCUGCGUUCCUUCCUGAAGCUCUUACUCUGACAGCCAGUAUUGGAGAAGAUGUCAACAUGCUCUUCACAAGGAGGAAGGUGGCCCAGGAGGACACGGUCAUCUACAAGGCUUCGCUGCAGACAUCCGGGACGGGAGACCCGUCUUUUGAGCACUCCGUACCUAAAGAGGACAUCAUGGACUCAGUGCCUUACAAUAUUAACAACGUUUCAGCAGCACACGCAGGACUCUACACCAUCCGCUACAUCUCUGAAGGCCUGCCCACCUCCGCCAUCACCCGUCUGAUAGUGAGGGGAUGCAGGUCUGGAAUGUGGGGGCCCGGCUGCACUAAGACCUGCCCAGCCUGUAGUAAUGGAGGAGUGUGUGACGACAAGACAGGAGAGUGCAUCUGCCCUCCAGGCUUCAAGGGUCCCACCUGUGACACAGUGUGUGGUGAGGGUCGCUUUGGGAAGAGCUGUAAGGAGCGCUGUAUGGACAGUCAGUGCCGCACCCUCGUCUUCUGCCUCAGGGACCCCUACGGCUGCUCCUGCGCCUCCGGGUGGACUGGCCUGAACUGCAGCAAGGCAUGUCCACCUGGCUAUUACGGCGCUGGCUGUAAGCUGAAGUGUGAGUGUGAAAUGGAAGGAAAGUGUGACCGUUUCAGAGGAUGUGUGUGUCCUGGGAGACACGGCUCCCGCUGUGAAAAAGAAGACAAAGCUCCAGUCAUUCUGAGCACUCUGAUGCACACCGAGCUGAACUCUGGAGCCACCUACAGCGUAAACUGCACUGUCUACGGCCAGCCGGCACCCUUACAUGGAGAAAUCCUGCUGCUCAAACCAGACAAGACCAUCCUAUACGCUGUGGAAACAGAGACGUCAGGACACCAGACCACCUCCAUGUUCCAGGUGGAAAAGAUCGCCAUGGCUGACAGCGGCCGAUGGCUUUGCCAAGUGAAGACCACCAGCGUCCAGGUGGAGAAAGAUUUUAAUGUUAAUGUUAAAGUUCCUCCAAAGCCGCAGAACCCUCCUUCACUGAACAGCAGUGGGCCGUAUCAUCUGGUAGUGGUGGUCAACAAAGAUCCGUACACUGGAGAUGGACCUCUCACUUCAGUGAAGGUGGCCUACAGACAGGCCAAUUCAUCAUCGUGGGAGACAGUGGAAGUGAAUGGUUCUCAGGUGAAGCUGGAGAAUCUCUCCCCGAUGACUGAAUACACCGCAUUCGUGCAGCUAAGUCGAGGUGGACAUGGAGGGACUGGCAACCCAGGACCAGAGGCUAGCUUCUUUACACAAAUGCUUGAUAUGCCUCUCCCACUAGGGGUCAAACUGACCCCUCUGAAUCAGACCUCCCUGGCCCUGUCCUGGGAUCCCACCCCCAGCACAGCUCUGGGUAAAGACGACUGGUUCUAUGAGGUGACGUGUCGGCAGGGAGAUGACAUAGCCAGUUCAUGGAGCCUCCAGCUGCACUCCAACUCCAACGGCACUCAGCUGACCAAUCUGAAGCCCAGACAAAAGUACCAGUGCAGGGUAGGGCUGAGCAGCCGGGCGGCGGGCCAGGCCUGCCCCACCGUGAGCGCCUGGACCCUCAGCAACGUGAUCCCUCCUGCUCCCUCUGAUGUCUCCGCCUCCAACACCACCGAUUCCUCCACCAUCAUAUCUUGGAACAUUGCUGAAGGUCAUUCUAUCUCUAAAGUGAUUAUUCGCUACCUGGAGGCAGAGGAGGCUGACUACAAGCAGCAGGUGGAGCUGGGGGUGCAGGCAGGUCAGAGAAGCAUGCACUUCCAGCUGCGUGGUCUCAGAUCCAAUGCUGACUAUCUGCUGGAGCUCUGGACCAUCAAUAAUAUUGGAGAGAGUGCAGAGAAAGCGGAGAUCCCCCUGAAGACACUGACCCCACAAGAGAGCGCACGGCUGUAUGGCUUUGGUGCAGAUGGGAACAUGCUGUUUUAUGCGAUUCUGGGUUCGGCUGGAAUGACCUGCCUGACCAUCCUGCUGGCCUUCUGCAUCGUCCUGCAGCUGAAGAGAGCCUCCUUUCAGAGACGCAUGAGAGAGGAACCGGUGGUCCAGUUUAACUCGGGCUCUCUGACCAUGCCUAAAAAACCCCGCACCUCCACCCAGUCCGUCACCUAUCCCAUGCUGGAGUGGAGCGACAUCAAGUUCCAGGACGUGAUCGGAGAGGGGAACUUCGGCCAGGUGCUGAAAGCUCGAAUCAAGAAGGACGGGCUGAGGAUGGACGCCGCCAUCAAGAGGAUGAAAGAAUACGCCUCUAAAGAUGAUCACCGGGACUUUGCGGGGGAGCUGGAGGUGCUGUGUAAAUUGGGCCAUCACCCGAACAUCAUCAACCUGCUGGGGGCCUGCGAACACCGAGGUUAUCUGUAUUUGGCUAUUGAAUACGCCCCUCACGGUAACCUGCUGGACUUCCUGAGGAAGAGCCGGGUGCUGGAGACAGACCCCGCCUUCGCCAUCGCCAACAGCACCGCCUCCACCCUCACCUCACAGCAGCUGCUUCACUUCGCUGCAGAUGUAGCCCGAGGGAUGGAUUACCUGAGCCAGAAACAGUUUAUCCACAGAGAUUUAGCAGCCAGAAACAUCCUGGUGGGGGAGAACUUCGUAGCGAAGAUCGCUGAUUUCGGCCUCUCGCGAGGGCAGGAGGUUUACGUCAAGAAGACAAUGGGCCGUUUACCAGUGCGAUGGAUGGCCAUUGAGUCUCUGAACUACAGUGUGUAUACAACCAACAGUGACGUAUGGUCAUAUGGGGUGCUUCUCUGGGAGGUGGUGAGUUUAGGUGGGACGCCGUACUGUGGCAUGACCUGCGCUGAACUUUAUGAAAAGCUGCCGCAGGGCUACCGUCUGGAGAAACCCCUCAACUGUGAUGACGAAGUAUAUGAGCUGAUGAGACAGUGCUGGAGAGAGAAGCCCUACGAAAGACCCUCAUUCGCUCAAAUCCUGGUGGCACUCAACCGAAUGCUGGAGGAGAGAAAGACGUAUGUAAACACCACGCUGUAUGAGAAAUUCACCUAUGCGGGCAUCGACUGCUCUGCAGAGGAGGCCGGCUGAUCCGGGCUGUUCCCGGCUGUUCCUGGGCCUUUAUCUUUAUCAGCCUGGGAGAAGAGGAAGGCCUGGAGCUGCUGCGUGAAGCUCCUAUGUUGUGGCCAUGUAUAAUAUGGGUAUUAAAGUUUAUGUAAUCCUCUGAUCAGGAUUCACGGACUACAAUUCUGUUGCACACAUUGUGUAUUCCAGCUGUCUGAUUACUAAAAAAAGAGUAUCAUCAAAACAUCCCAGUCAGUGUGUGUGAGUGUGUGUGUGUGUGUGUGUGUGUGUGUGUGUGUGUUGUGUGUGAAAGCAGCUGUAUAAAGGCUCUGGCGGAGUGUGUGAUAACCCUGUGUGUUGUGUGUGUGUGUGUGUGUGUGUUCCUGUAUUAAACAUGUUUCUGAGAGCUGAGAGCAGAAACUGUAGAUGUAUAAUAGAAAUCCUGAGCUGGAGACGCAGCGUUUGUAUGAUUUCUGCUGAGAGACUGGGCUUCGGAGAGCUACUGUAAAUGGCACUUUGUGCAAACAUGUUGGAAAACUGUACUCUGAUGACUUUUAUGGGACCAAUAAACUUUUUUUUAAUUGUGAAA
Astyanax mexicanus (Mexican tetra) is the source of this 4271-nucleotide messenger RNA. RefSeq names its product TEK tyrosine kinase, endothelial (gene tek). The coding region runs from base 266 to 3709 and encodes 1147 amino acids. The record is from RefSeq and is a predicted model, not a curated record. Gene Ontology annotation, molecular function: protein binding; ATP binding; transmembrane receptor protein tyrosine kinase activity. Gene Ontology annotation, cellular component: plasma membrane; signaling receptor complex. The transcript is spliced from 23 exons. Lineage: Eukaryota; Metazoa; Chordata; Actinopteri; Characiformes; Acestrorhamphidae. Gene Ontology annotation, biological process: positive regulation of kinase activity; positive regulation of MAPK cascade; positive regulation of endothelial cell migration.